This is a messenger RNA of Myotis myotis, 1112 nucleotides long. It is a transcript of the gene OVCA2, whose product is annotated as OVCA2 serine hydrolase domain containing. Bases 142 to 816 code for a protein of 224 amino acids. The transcript is spliced from 2 exons. Lineage: Eukaryota; Metazoa; Chordata; Mammalia; Chiroptera; Vespertilionidae. Gene Ontology annotation, cellular component: nucleus; cytoplasm. The record is from RefSeq and is a predicted model, not a curated record. Gene Ontology annotation, biological process: response to retinoic acid.
UCCGCCUGGUCUUGGGAACGCUCGCUUGCUCGGAGGCCCGCCUUCAGGGUGUUGCCGGCCUUUUGGCUCCGCCCCUUGCGUAAUUCAACUUCCGCUCGGGGAGAGGCCGCUUCCGUCUCCUCUGGCGCACUGACCCGCGCUAUGGCCGCGCCGCGGCCUCUGCGUGUGUUGUGCUUGGCGGGUUUCCGGCAGAGCGAGCGGGGCUUCCGCGAGAAGACGGGAGCGCUGAGGAAGGCGCUGCGGGGCCGCGCCGAGCUAGUGUGCCUCAGCGGCCCGCACCCGGUUGUGGACACAGCGGGCGCCGGGCCGGAGUCCGGGUCCUGCCCUCCGGAGGAGCAGCCUCGAGGCUGGUGGUUUUCGGAACAGGGGGCAGACGUUUUCUCCGCGCUGGAAGAGCCCGCAGUGUGCAGAGGUCUGGAAGCAGCCCUGGGGACGGUGGCACAGGCACUGAACCAGCUGGGACCUUUUGAUGGGCUCCUUGGUUUCAGCCAGGGGGCAGCGCUAGCAGCCCUUGUGUGUGCCCUUGGCCAAGCAGGUGAUCCCCGGUUCCCCUUGCCAAGGUUUAUCAUCUUGGUAUCUGGUUUCUGUCCUCGGGGCCUUGGCCUCCAGGAAUCCGUCCUGCAGGGUCCCUUGUCGCUGCCUUCACUCCAUGUUUUUGGGGACACUGACCGUGUCAUCCCCUCUCAGGAGAGUAUGCAACUGGCUAGCCGAUUCACUGGAUCCAUCACUCUCACCCACUCUGGUGGCCACUUCAUUCCAGCAGCUGCAUCACAGCGCCAGGCCUACCUCAAGUUCUUGGACCAGUUUGCAGAGUGAGAGAUCAACACAUGCCUGGGUCCCUGUAUCCUCCUCCUCACCUCAGUGGGGACACUGACUUUGGGGCAGCCUCUAUGAUCCCUGCUCUCCCCUUGUCCCUACCCUGGGACCUCCACUGCUAUUUGUGCUCCUCACCAUCACCAAGUAAGACAAAUACCAGUUCUUGCUCCCCGGUGUGGCUCAGUGGUUGAGCUUUGACCUAUGCACCAGGAGAUGACAGUUCCAUUCCCAGUCUGGGGACAUGCCUGGGUUGCAAGCUCAGUCCCGGGGUCCAGGAGAGGGGGAGGUGGGGGAGA